This is a messenger RNA of Brienomyrus brachyistius, 1974 nucleotides long. It is a transcript of the gene suclg1, whose product is annotated as succinate-CoA ligase GDP/ADP-forming subunit alph. Lineage: Eukaryota; Metazoa; Chordata; Actinopteri; Osteoglossiformes; Mormyridae. Gene Ontology annotation, cellular component: succinate-CoA ligase complex (ADP-forming); mitochondrion. The record is from RefSeq and is a predicted model, not a curated record. The transcript has 9 exons. The coding region runs from base 832 to 1806 and encodes 324 amino acids. Gene Ontology annotation, biological process: tricarboxylic acid cycle. Gene Ontology annotation, molecular function: succinate-CoA ligase (ADP-forming) activity; succinate-CoA ligase (GDP-forming) activity.
GGUUGUGUUCCUUAUGUACCGUUUAGACAUCAAAAUCAGUCUAUUCAUUACUAAACAUGAGAAACGUUUCAACUUUUUUAUGUUCACAGCAGUCACAUGCUGCACUUUAAUAUGAAACCGAGUCAAAGGUUAGCUUCCAAGAUGCAAAUAUAAAUACGAUUUAAUAUACAUUGGCUAUACAUAGGAUGGGACAGCGCUGACGUGGGUGUCCAUGUUGUCCCAGACCCUCCUCGCCCUCACUGUGUGUGGAGUUUGAAAAUACAAGUAUAAAUCUCACAUACUGUACUAGAAGGCAAGAGAGAUCACUGACAGCGGGACUGUUGUAUGAUUGUCACGUGUUUGCAAUGGCAACAAAAAUGCCGUACGGACUUUUUACUACUUACGCCCGUCCCUACAGUUCGUUCAGUAGAGGGCACUAUGCACUUCUCUGUCUGAGUUCCGAUUAAAACUCCAGCGAAGAAGAAGAAAUGAACGGACCUUUAGGUGGAACAGUAAAAUCGGCGAAAAUUCCUUGUCGAUUUUCCUAACUAAUCCCUCAGAAGCCCCAGCUAAUUUCUAUUUUGAGUUAAAAUUUUAAAUCUGUCCGCGAGUCAGCUGCAUAGGCUGCACUGCAGCUAAUCGUGCGACUAGGCUUUACUGUCAGAUGUUUCCCUAAACCAGUGUUUCAUGUGUCAGCGGAAUGUUUUCAAACUGAACCUGAGUCUGAAGGUCAACCGGUAGGAAGAAAGCGGGGUUUACGCGUCUUUUUUUCCGUCAGGCAUAAUUUUAGACAGCCACGCCGCCUGCCGUUUAAGGUCCUUCCGCCGCCGUGUCAUUGCUAAGUGACCGAAGAUGUCCCACAGCAGGUUGUUCGCUCGGCUGCUCUUACAGCAGCGUGGAGUGAGACACUGUUACAAUGCAUCCCGGCAGCACCUUUACAUUAAUAAGGACACUAAGGUUAUAUGCCAGGGUUUCACUGGGAAGCAGGGUACGUUUCACAGCCAGCAAUCGCUGGACUAUGGCACUAGGUUAGUGGGAGGCGUCUCCCCCGGCAAGGGGGGUAAGACUCACCUCGGCCUGCCAGUUUUUAACUCCGUGAAGGAGGCGAAGGAGGCCACCGGAGCGGAGGCCUCCGUGAUCUAUGUGCCGCCCCCGUUCGCGGCCGCGGCCAUCUUGGAGGCGGCCGAUGCCGAGAUGCCGCUGGUGGUGUGCAUCACCGAGGGCAUCCCGCAGCAGGACAUGGUGAAGGUGAAGCACAGGCUGCUUCGGCAGAGUGCCACCCGCCUCAUCGGGCCCAACUGCCCUGGCGUCAUCAACCCCGGCGAAUGUAAGAUCGGGAUAAUGCCCGGUCAUAUUCAUAAGAAAGGAAGGAUCGGAAUCGUGUCCCGAUCCGGCACCCUGACGUACGAGGCUGUGCACCAGACCACGCAGGUCGGACUGGGACAGUCCCUCUGCAUUGGAAUCGGCGGCGACCCCUUCAAUGGGACGAACUUCAUCGAUUGCCUGGACGUGUUCCUGAAGGACCCCAAGACAGAGGGGAUCAUCCUGAUUGGGGAGAUUGGCGGCAAUGCCGAGGAGAACGCGGCCGAGUACCUGAAGGAGCACAAUUCCGGUGACAAGGCCAAGCCGGUGGUCUCCUUCAUCGCGGGUCUGACAGCACCCCCUGGCCGGCGAAUGGGUCAUGCCGGUGCCAUCAUCGCCGGUGGGAAGGGUGGAGCUAAGGAGAAGAUUGCCGCUCUGCAGGCCGCCGGCGUCGUGGUCAGCAUGUCCCCUGCUCAGCUGGGCAGCACUAUGUUUAAGGAGUUUGAGAAGAGGAAGAUGUUAUAAAAUGUGACCGAGACCACCCAGGACCCGCUACCCCCACACAAGGUGGUCACUACCCUGGUGUUGAUGUCUUUCCCAAGAAACCUCCCUGUCGCUUCAAGCCGCACAGUUGAUGUUUUGUUUAAUUUCAUCUUAAAUGUAACAGAAAAUGUAAUAAAUCUAUCGUCUCGA